Seminavis robusta is the source of this 1230-nucleotide messenger RNA. Lineage: Eukaryota; Bacillariophyta; Bacillariophyceae; Naviculales; Naviculaceae. The record is from the annotation of a GenBank genome assembly.
AUGACAAGCGAAACAAGUUACAAGGAUGGAUUUGGUUUGGCACUGGUUGGAUGUGGCCAGAUUGCGACCCAUCAUUUAGAGGCAAUGGCUUCGGCACUUCCCCGCAAGAUACAACUUUGCGCCCUGUGCGAUCCAUCAAAAGAGCGAAGAGCCGCCAUAGACGACCUAGUUUUGAACAAAUAUUCAAACAGUCUGUUAUGCUCUGGUCAACCAGCACGCCAUUUCGAUACCCUCGAAGGCUUGUUGUCAUCCUCUGAUGGAUUUGCCAAAGAUGUCAUUGAUGUGAUCUUUAUUGCUGUCCCUCAUGACUUGCACGAGACUAUUGCCCUGCAGGCUUUGUCUUUUGAGCAUGCCAAAAUCGUGGUGCUGGAAAAGCCAUUGGCUCCCACACGAGAUGCCUGUGAUCGUUUGGUGAAACAUUCUGAAAAAUUGAUGACAGAUGGUCAAACUAACACGCCCUCACCCAUGCUCAUUAUUGCCGAGCAAUCUCCCUAUUGGCAUGAGGUUGCCUUGGCACGACAAUUGAUUGCAGAGGGAACUAUUGGGUCAAUUGUCACGGCAGCGUCCUACUAUUAUGAAUCAAUGAGAGAUAAUGUCACAAGUGGUAGUGUGGAUGAAUCAGGCGGAUUGGGUUGGCGAGGAUCCAUUGCCCGCGCAGGAGGAGGAAUCGCCUUGGACGGCGGAUUGCAUUGGAUUCGUCCAUUGCGAGAAAUGUUGGACAGGCGCAUUGAACGAGUCGUUGCCGUUGUACGACGCAAUUUAGAGCCACGGUUGCAAAUGGAGGGCGAAUCAGUGGCACAUGCACUCUUUCAAAUGGAAAGUCACAGCACUCAUGUGGAACCCGACGGAGCGGGUCCUUUGGUGGCAACAUACUCCUGCAACAUGUUGGCAACCGCACCCAUGGCACACGACACUUGUCCGUAUUUUCGAAUCACUGGUACCAAGGGAGAACUCGUCAUCCACGGCAACGGGCUCUUUCGAGAAGACCCAGGUGCGGGUGGUUUACGGCUGUACAACGAAGAACACUCCCAGGGCAAGGAGUUGUUUCUAGACGAUCGCAAGGGAGGAUUCUUUCUAGGUUUUGCAGGACUUUGGUCGGAGAUCUAUCGCAUCGGGACCAACCAAGAUCACACAGCUGCACAUCAAUCAGUUGUCCGGGCUGCUGAUGACGUUCGAGUUGUGUUGGCAAUGUACAAAAGUGCAGCGAAUGGUUCCUGGGAAGAUGUGUAA